AGGGUUAUGCAGGCGAUAGUAGGCUCUCAACUGAUGGAUGAUGAGCGUCUUCAUACUCUACUCUGCGAAGUAGAAACGGUCAUCAAUGGUAGACCACUCACCCCUUCAUCGAACGACCCCAAUGAUCUUGAAGCACUAACGCCUCGUCACCUCUUGAGAAUGAACUCUAACAGCUUCCCCACUGAAGACAAACCGACGUUGGGAGACACGUAUCGGAGGCGAUGGAAACACGCUCAGUAUAUGGCAGACCAAUUCUGGAAGAGGUGGACUCGAGAAUACCUCCCCACCCUGAGGAAACGGCAAGGAACAUUCAAAUCAGGACACAACCUCCAGCGAGGAGACAUGGUCAUCAUUGCUGAACCGUCUCUACCACGAAACAAGUGGUUGUUAGGAUUGGUUAUAGAAGCCAUGCCGAGUGAAGAUGGUGAAGUUCGCAAGGUGAGGGUGAAAACGAAGAGCUCAACACUUGUUCGUCCGGUUACGAAGCUGUGUUGGCUAGAAGGAGUUGGAGAUGAAAAAUUAGGGCUUAGUUUCGAGUGAAACUCGACAGGGGGAGUGUUGCCGCUACCACCAGAGAGAGAGAGAGAGAGAGAGAGAGAGAGAGAGAGAGAGAGAGAGAGAGAGCAGAAGAGCCAUGUUUUGGUUUAAGAAAUGCUGAUGUAGGGCCUAAGCGAAGAAAGACGCCUUAUACAAAUGGCCAGCAUCGGUGACCUAUGACCUCAUAUGUAGGGAGACUGGGUGUCACAGUGAGGCCCGCGGGAGAAUACAGCACAGGUCCGAAGGAGGAGGACGUGUUGUUGAAGGUCUCGUGUGCAGAGAAGUUUACCACCGCUUAAGUUUACCAGGACACCCCAGACCCGUAACACGUUUCGACCAAAUAUACCAAUUGCGUCGACGUGAGGGUCUCAUUAUCCUGAUCAUCAUCAUCAUCAUCAUC
Portunus trituberculatus (swimming crab) is the source of this 937-nucleotide messenger RNA. RefSeq lists its product as uncharacterized. The record is from RefSeq and is a predicted model, not a curated record. NCBI's taxonomy places the organism in Eukaryota, Metazoa, Arthropoda, Malacostraca, Decapoda, Portunidae. Bases 7 to 540 code for a protein of 177 amino acids. The transcript is spliced from 2 exons.